Messenger RNA from Fusarium redolens, 1518 nucleotides. RefSeq lists its product as uncharacterized. Lineage: Eukaryota; Fungi; Ascomycota; Sordariomycetes; Hypocreales; Nectriaceae. Bases 1 to 1518 code for a protein of 505 amino acids. Gene Ontology annotation, molecular function: protein binding. The transcript is spliced from 5 exons. The record is from RefSeq and is a predicted model, not a curated record.
AUGGGUGAUAAUAUCUUUGUCGAUGCCCGAAAGGGCUCUUUGACUUCAACCAAGCUAGAAACCUAUCUUGCCAAGGGGGUUGACAUCAAUGCCCAAGACCCCAAGACGGGCUUCACGCCUCUCGCCAUGGCAGCGAAGUACGGACGCCUCUCCGUCGUCAAUCUUCUUCUCGACAAGAAUGCCUCUCCCAGAGCCAUGAGCAAGCCAGGCAUGACUCCACUGUACAUCGCCGCAAACGGCAACGGCGAUAGAGUUAAUAUCGUGAGAAAACUACUUGAAAAGGGCGCUCAGGUUGAUGAGACCAGCGCAGAAGUCGACAAUGAUACUCCGCUCAUGGUAGCAAUUACUCACGCUAGAGACCCUGUUGUUGUGAACAUGCUCAUCGACGCUGGAGCGUCACUCCAAGCGACGAACGCGAAGGGUGAGACGGCAAAGGUACUAGCUGAGCAAUCGGGGAAUCCUGCUAUUCAGCGUGCUGUUUCACCCCCUGGGCAGCAGAUGGCAGGUCUUCCUGAGUUGAUCAAUGCUUUGGUGAACUUUGUUUUGUUCAUCUUGGCGUAUGUGAACAGCGGUGUCAUCAAUGGCGUUGUCAAGGGCGUCGUGUCCAACUUGUAUCAUAUUGGACAGGCUCCAGCAGACCAAACCCUGGCUCAGGACCUGGAUAACCCUACCACCAUAGACGAUUUCCAAAAAGGUGUCGAGAAGUAUGUCGAGGAUAGUGAUCUCGGACAAUUCUUUGCGCCUGGCAAUGACUACCUACAAAAGGUUGCCGAAAAGGCAAUCGAGUUGAAGGAUGAUCCAAGGAAUCAUCUCAAAGAGCCUGAACAGGUGAAAGGUCUCGUCAAGCUCGCUUUGUAUCAGCCAAUCUUCUACUGCGAUGACAGCGGUUCAAUGCAAUCUAACAUAACCGACGCCAACGGCAACGUCGUUAGCACAAGAAUGGAAGCCAUGAGAAGUUUGGUUCAGCGCAUGUCCAGUAUCGCUACACGUCUGGUUCCGGAUGGUUCAGGCGCUCAUCUACGGUUUAUCAACAGUGAUUACCAAGGUAAUGACCUCACUGCUGAUCAAAUCGAUUCUCAUAUGCAGUUCCAACCAAGUGGUGGUACCAAUAUUGGCACAAACUUGAAGAAUAAGGUUUUGGACCCCCUGGUCUUUAAGAAACUUGACAAGGAUGGCAAGCUGGACAGACCGUUCCUUGUUCUCACUAUCACGGAUGGUGAGCCUAGCCCAGAGCCUGUUGACACUUUCAAGAAGACGAUUGAGGAAUGUGGCCGACGGCUUGAUCAGAAUGAUUAUCCCCAAGAGUCUACCAUGUUCCUUAUCAGCCAAGUUGGCAAUGAUCCGCAUGCUGACAAGUUCCUCGACUCACUCUCGGGUGACACUGCGAUCGACCGUGUUCUUUUCCGCAGUUCUGAGCGCCUGCACGAGAAGUAUGCUGAACUUCGGGACAAUGAGGCAGACCUUGAAGAAUGGGUAAGAUUGUUCUCUCCACCAACCGUCUUUCUGUCCAUUGGCUAA